This is a messenger RNA of Lodderomyces pseudojiufengensis, 2181 nucleotides long. RefSeq lists its product as uncharacterized. The record is from RefSeq and is a predicted model, not a curated record. Bases 1 to 2181 code for a protein of 726 amino acids. NCBI's taxonomy places the organism in Eukaryota, Fungi, Ascomycota, Pichiomycetes, Serinales, Debaryomycetaceae. The transcript has a single exon.
AUGAAGAAAAGAAAAAUUUUAGCAACAGUUACACCCAAUCAACUUAAUUCUACUCAUAAACGCAAUAAAUCAAAUGCUGAAAAAGUAUCAAGAUCUAAAGAUGUUGGUGUAGAAAAUGAUGCAUCAACAGAUGUUGUUGCGAUUGAUGCUGAUCAAAAUCAAUCAUUUGGAAAAAAUCCAGCUUUACAAUCACAAGAAGUUCAGAAUCAGACUACAGCUGCUGAAACCAAUAAUAAUGAUCAAUCAUCUGAAACCAAUGUUAAUGAUCAAUCAUCGCAUGCUGAUGGUAAUGAAGAUCUCAAGACCAAACUUUUUUCAUCCUUAUGUCCUCGUAAUCAAGAACUUUAUAAAUUAAUUAGACAGCUUAGAUUUCUUGACAAUGACAAACCUUUGUGGGAUGACAUAUUUGUUGCAAUGAAUUGUCAAAAUACAGCUGACAAAGAAAAUUCAAAAAAAUCAUUCAGAACAUACAAACUUCAUGGCAAAUUUGUUUUUGUUUCUGGUAAGGGGUAUAGAAUUAAUGAAUUGAACAAUACUUCAAAUGAUGAAAUGGAUUCAAAUGAUGAUGAUUUAAACACUCUUGAGUACUUUAAAUUAAAGCCUAUUGAACAACAAUUUUAUCUACAACUUAGAAAUCCUGUAAACUUUCAUAAAGGUGUACCAAAGUAUUCAUUAAUUUUUGAAGCAAUUGGAGUCACCGAUGCAAAAAAUCAAAACAAUUUGAAAAAUUUUAAGAGAAAUAGAAUUAGGCAAUCAAAAUCAUGGCAUGAAAUCAAUGGUUGUAUUAGAAUAAAAGAUUUAACUCAAUUAACUGAAUUGGAAAGAGAAAUUUUAACAGAAAAUCCUCAGUUUCCAUUUUACACGGAUCAAUACAAGAAAUUAUACCAAUGUGUUAGAGAUAGUGCAUUUUUGAUUGGACAUAAACCUAAUUUUACCAAAAUUUUUGAUCAUCUUGGUUAUGGUCCUAAUGACAAGAAAGAAAAGGAGUCUUUAAGAGAUGGUUUCCUGCGCAAUACCGCUAGACAGCACAAUUGGAUUCUUCAAAAUGACAGAUAUAUUUUUAAUCCAAAAAAGAUAGAAAAAAGAAAUCAAGAAGCAGUAAAUAUUCGAGAAAAAGUUAUAUCCACCGAGGAAUUAGCUCAAAUAUGCUAUGAAUAUCCCAAUUUUUUAAAUACUUUUAAAGAGUCCCAAGAGCUUUAUAAAAGAUUGAGAUUACCACAAUUUAAUGAUGAUACAGGUCCAUUAUGGGACAGUAUAUAUGCUGAUAUGAACGUUAGUGACGCUGGUCUUCAAAAGGACUUGAAAAGUUGUUUCAAGACACAUUUACGGAGGAACACACUCAUUGAAAUGAAUGGUAGAUACAUAUAUAAUGUUGCAGAAAAGGAGGAAGAAGACGAUGAAGAUAAUACGGAAAUUGAUUUAGAUGAAGAAGUUGCAAAAUCUGCAAUGUCAGUCCUUGAAACAAUACACUUUGAAUCAAUAAAUGAUGUUGUCAAAAAGUUUUACUUGAUGCUCAAAAAUAAAAGCUUUACAAACAAGGACGGAAAGAUUAAAUGGAGGAAAGUGUUAAAAGCAUUUGGCAAUCCAUCUUAUGAAGUUGAAGCUCAAUUGAGAAGAGCAUUUGUUUACCAUAUUAGAUUCAACUGGGUAUAUGAAGCUGAUCAUUAUAUCUUUCAAGAAAAAAAAUUAAGUGCCUCUGGAUCAAUAAAUGAAGAUGCCAUAAAUGAUGUAUCGAAAGGGUUAAUCAAGAGAGGAUAUUUGGAAUUAAGUGAAGGUUUAACUAGAGAUUUGUUAGUUGAAUACCCAAGGUUUCAACACCUACAUGCAAUAUCAAAAGUUUUGUAUUUGACGUUGAGAGAUGUUAAUUUUAUAGAAGAUGGAAAACCUAGAUGGAACAAUGUUUUUGAUCAUUUAGGCAUAAUUGAAGAAGUUAACAAAAACACUUUAAAACGUAUUUACAAUUCACCUAUUGAUAAUAAUACAUGGGAAAUCAUAGAUGGGUGCUGUCGCAAUAUUUUGAAAGAGUCAGUUUCUGGGUUUCUUCUUGAUCCAAGAUUCAGUAGAGAAAAUAAUGUCACUCCUAAUAAUGUCACUCCUGAUAAUGUCACUCCUAAUAAUGUCACUCCUGUUAAUGAUGAUGAUGAAUCAAGCGAUAGUGAUGGCGAAGACUGGGGUGCUUAA